AUGGCAAAAAUAAUCUUAAAUGAGGUCAAAAAUGAUUAUUACAUCAUAUUAUUCACGAUAUAUUUUAUAGGUCUCACAAACCCGGAAGACGUAGAUUUUGUUCUAAAAAAUUGCUUAGAGAAGGCAGAUGUUGCGACAUUGUUGAGAAAAGCUAUCGGCAACGCCGGGAUAUUUGCACCAGUAUCAAUAUGGACCCGACGCAGGAAAAUAUUAAUACCUGCAUUCAGUCCAAAAAUUAUUAACAGCUUUAUGGGUAUCCUUGUUAACCAAAGUGAAGAAUUGGCAAUACAGCUGUCACAUCAUAAAAUGGUGGGAACCGGGCGGUUUGCCGCUUGGCCCUUCAUUAGCGCUUACACUCUGGACUCUGUUUGCGAAACAGCACUGGGCAUACGGAUUAACUAUCUUCGAAAUCCCGAUAACAUGUUUCUAAAAGCCGCUUCGAAUUUGUUUUCACUAGUGGCUGAUAGAGUAGUUCAAAUAUGGCUUUGGCCGGACGUGAUUUACAAUUGUAUUCCUAGCUCAACUGAAUUCUAUGAAAAUCUGAAAAUAGUGUAUGACUUAACAGAUAAGAUUAUACAGCAGAAAAAAGAAGAACUUAAGGAUGUAGACGUACAAUUGGACAGCGAGAACGUUAUUUUUGGUCAAAAUACUAAAAAAGUGAGGUGCUUCCUGGAACAUCUCAUACUGUUAUCAAAAAAUGCCGGUGGAUUUACUGAUGUAGAGCUGAGAGAGGAAGUUAUAACCUUUCUAUUGGCAGGGACGGAUACAUCGUCUAUUGCUAUCUGUAACACAUUAACGUUGCUAGCAAAGUAUCCUAAAAUACAAGAAAAAGUUUAUCGGGAAAUAGUGGAGGUAUUAGGGGAAGCCGAUCGUCCUUUAGAAAAAGAUGACCUCAAGGAAUUCAAAUAUUUGGAAAGAGUUAUAAAAGAAACACUUCGGCUUUUCCCUCCGGCGCCAAUAUUGAUAAGAAAGGUUACUGAAGAAACAAAAAUGCCUACAGGGGUGACGUUGCCGGCUGAUACUGGUAUUAUAGUGUCCGUUUGGGGAAUCAGUCGUGACAAGAAAUAUUGGGGGCCCGAUGCAGAUUGCUUCGACCCGGACAGAUUCCUGCCUGACAGGAAGACAGGCUUGUUCAUACCGUUUAGCUCAGGUCCUCGAAAUUGUAUAGGUUACCAAUACGCUUUAAUGUCGGUAAAAAUGGCGCUGAUUGCAGUACUACGACGAUACAGAGUUAUUGGUGAAGAAGAAAACGGACCUGCUCCAACGAUUGACACUAAAUUUAAUAUCAUGAUGAAAGCCAAGGAUAACUAUCAACUAGCUUUAGAAGCUAGAUAA
Messenger RNA from Zerene cesonia (dogface butterfly), 1335 nucleotides. RefSeq names its product cytochrome P450 4C1-like. Gene Ontology annotation, molecular function: oxidoreductase activity, acting on paired donors, with incorporation or reduction of molecular oxygen; iron ion binding; monooxygenase activity. The record is from RefSeq and is a predicted model, not a curated record. The transcript is spliced from 9 exons. The coding region runs from base 1 to 1335 and encodes 444 amino acids. Lineage: Eukaryota; Metazoa; Arthropoda; Insecta; Lepidoptera; Pieridae.